Molecule: messenger RNA, 1638 nt
Organism: Peniophora sp. CBMAI 1063
Lineage: Eukaryota; Fungi; Basidiomycota; Agaricomycetes; Russulales; Peniophoraceae
Source: the annotation of a GenBank genome assembly
AUGACCUCGAAGAAGAACGCGGUGGACGUGUCGACCGUCGAGAGCGGCGCGAGUAUCGCUCCGCGCGGCGAUGAGGCGGAGCUCGCGCGAAUGGGGUAUAAGCAGGAGCUCAAACGCGACCUCUCGCUGCUUCAGAACUUCGGUGUUUCGUUCUCUAUCAUCUCCGUUAUCACGGGCGUGUCUUCGCUCUUCUUGUAUGGACUAACGACAGGUGGACCAGGCGUCAUGGUGUGGGGUUGGGUGGUCGUUUCCUUUUUCACGAUGAUGGUUGGUCUCGCAAUGGCCGAGGUCUGCAGCGCACACCCAACAAGCGGCGGCCCAUACUUCUGGGCCGCAAUGCUCUCGCCCGAGCGCGACGCGCCCCUCGCGUCGUGGGUCACCGGCUGGUUCAACUUGCUCGGCCAAGUCGCCGUCACGACUGGCAUCAGCUUUGGCUGCGCCAACUUCAUCUCCACCGCGAGCACGCUGGGGACGGACUACGUGCCCACGCCCGGCAAGACGAUUGGGAUCUACGCUGCUGUGCUUUUCAGCCAAGGUCUUAUCAAUACCUUCGGCGUGCGCACGCUGAAGUACCUCAACAACGUUUCGGUCUUCUGGCAUGCGAUUGGAACGGUGGCUAUCGUCAUUGCAUGUCUCGCCGCCGCGCCGAAGCACCAGACUGGGAAGUUCGUCUUCGCGACGUUCAUUGAUGGGACGGGUGUAGAUGGGAAGGGCUGGUCGCAGGUCGCGAGUCCGGCGUAUGUUGCGGUCAUUGGGUGCUUGAUGGCACAGUAUACCCUGACUGGCUUCGACGCGUCUGCGCACAUGACUGAGGAGACGAACAACGCCGCUGUAGCUGGCCCUCUUGGUAUCAUCAUGGCUAUCGGCGUCUCUGCCGUCCUCGGCUGGUUUUUGCUCCUCGGAAUGCUCUUCUCCAUUCAGGACUACGACGCCACCGUCAACUCCUCCACCGGCCAGCCUAUUACGCAGAUCUUCCUCGAUUGCGUUGGCGAGGACGGCGCAAUCGUACUCAUGAUGAUUGUUAUCGUCUGCAUGUACCUCUGCGGCACCUUCUCCGUCACAAGCAACUCGCGCAUGAUGUACGCCUUCGCGCGCGACGGCGGCGUCCCCGGCCACAAAUUCUUCCACUACGUCAACGAGCGCUGGCAAUCGCCCAUCCGCACCGUCUGGCUCGCCUGCACCCUCUCCUUCUGCCUCGGCCUGCCCUCCCUCGGCUCGAGCGUCGCCUUCUCCGCCGCGACGUCCAUCGCCACCAUCGGGCUGUACAUCUCGUACGCCGUGCCCAUCGCGCUGAGGCUGAUAUAUAGGAAGCAGUUCGCGCGCGGGCCGUUCCAUUUGGGGCCGUUUAGCUAUCCUGUUGCGAUUUUGGCUGUGGGAUGGGUCAGCUUUAUCGCGAUUGUGUUUAUUCUGCCCGAGGAGUACCCUGUCAACAGUCAGACGCUCAACUACGCCAUUGUCGCGGUCGGCAUCGUCAUCACGUACUCGAUUGGCUUUUGGCUUAUCUCGGCGCGCAAGUGGUUCACGGGCCCGAUUAGGCAGAUUGAGGAGGAGCAGAUGGCCGCGGGCGUGUUGCCGCCGAGGGAGGAGACGUUGGAGAAGAGCUCGAGCUCGCAGAAUGAGAAGAGCGAGCACUCUUGA